Psylliodes chrysocephalus is the source of this 3287-nucleotide messenger RNA. The record is from the annotation of a GenBank genome assembly. Lineage: Eukaryota; Metazoa; Arthropoda; Insecta; Coleoptera; Chrysomelidae.
CCAUUUGUCAGUUUUUUGUCUUUUGUCAGUGUCGUCCUCUUUAUUUUUUCUUGUUUUCCUGUCAAAUGAAAUUUUUCUAGUAACUUGUAAAUAGUGUUAAGGUUCAUUUUGUUUAUAUAAUGUUUUCAUACAUUUGAAAUUGUUAAUAAAGGUGUUUUUUUAUGAGAUGGCUUCUCUCUCUUUGCCUCGAGUGCUUCAUCCAAGGAAAACCAGCCUAGAAAUAGAGAGAGAAAUCUUUGAAAAGUCACAGGCUCAAGCACUACAGAAAGCGAUAAACAACAACGAGACUCCCGUAAAACAGAAACAUGUUCGCUCAGCCAUCAUCGGUACCUUCCAUACUCAGAGCGCUAAAAUAUUUUGGGCGUACGCUCUACGUCUUCCCGCAAUGGAUGACAGGAUUGUGGCAUGGAAAUUGUGCCACGUCGUACACAAGGUGCUAAGGGAGGGUCAUCCGCUUUGUCUGGUAGACAGUCAAAAGCAUAAACAUGAAUUGGACGAAAUAGGAAAACUGUGGGGGCAUUUAAAAGAAGGUUAUGGAAGAAUGAUUAAAUUAUAUACGGCUUUAUUGAUAAAUAAAUUGGAAUUUCACAAAAGGAAUCCGAGAUUUCCCGGGCAUUUGGGCGUUACAGCUGACGAGCUGGAAUCUAUUGCCGGGAAUGAUAUAAAUAAUUAUUUUGAAAUGACUGUUGAAAUGUUUGAUUAUUUGGAUCACAUAUUGGACUUACAAGAAGCAGUGUUUGGUUCCCUAAACAUGGCCAGAUCGAAUUCAAUGACGAGCGCUGGACAGUGCCGCCUAGCCCCUUUGAUCGCUUGUAUACAGGACGCCUCGAAAUUAUACGACUACUGCGUUAAGAUAAUGUUUAAACUGCACAUGACCCUCCCUCCUGAUACCUUGUCGGGUCAUCGAGAAAGGUUCUUGAAACAGUUCAGACUGCUGAGGAAAUUCUAUGAGAGCACCAGCAACAUGCAGUAUUUCAAGGAUUUGAUAGCGAUACCGCCUUUACCUGAGAAUCCUCCUAAUUUUCUAAUAAUGGGGGAUUUUAGAACGUACGUUACCCAAGAGGUGGUGGUUCCACAAGAACCAGAACACGAGGAAGAACCUCUUAUUGAAGCCAACCUUAUCGAUACUACUGACGAAGCGCCUAUCCAAGAAGCUGUUAAUAACCACAUGCUACUUGCCGCCCAAGACGAACUUAUUAAGGAAAGAGAGUUUUUGAGGGCUCAAUGUGAAAAAUUGAGGCACGAAGUAACCGCCAUCAUAAGACGAAACGAAAAAGACGUUACGAAAUUACAAAAUAAAAUUGGACAUUUGGAGACUGAACUUGCCACCAAAGAGAGCGAACUCGUUCAAGAACGUCACGUCAAAGAGGAUUUGUUAAACCAAUCGUUUGCUGUUGCGCAAACGCAGGAUUCCGAACAAAAAGUAAAAAAUGAAAAAUUUGACAAACUUAAAGAGCUUUACGUAAAAUUAAGGGAUGAACACAUUCAUAAAAUUAGAGAGAAAGCUGAAGUGGAAAAAAAACUCGUCGGUGCCUUGAAAACUAUUGAACGGCUGUCCGAAUUAGAAAGAGAAAACGAACGAUUGCAAGAAGAUGAAAAACAAAAAUGUACCGAGCUCUCUGCCUUACAAAAAGAUAAGGAACUUUUCAAUAUGGAGACUGAAAUACUCAAAAAAAGUGUGAUAGACGCGUGCCGAGAAAAAGAUAACGUGAAAACCGAAUUAGCUAUGAUAAUUCAAGAGAAAGAGGAGCUUAAAAAGUCUUCAGAGCAGUUGUCUUACAAGCUUUUGGACCUAGAAAGGCAGUUAGACAAAGAACAAAAAGAAGUACAAAACAAACUAAAAGAAAUGGUUACCAGAUGUGUGGAGAGCAGCGAAGGGAUACUGCAGCAUGCUAUCGAAGAAGUCGACAACCCAGCAUUGACUGCGUUGACUUGCACUCCUGAUUACCUUAGAAGUUUAACGAAAGGUUGUAAAGAGUCAUUAGAAGAAAGCAACAAUAUUUCUAGUACAGAUUAUGCUACAAUCGUGACAGUUGCGAACAGGCUGGCACAUAGACAUGCGACUUAUAUUUUACAAGGAAGAGCCACUUGUAAUACCAGUCCAGAUAUCACGUUUGGUGAAAAAGUGGCAGAAGCUUGCAAAGUUCUAGGAAAAAUUGUUCUUAAACUUCUACAUUCGUUAAAACAAAACGACAACACUGAAGAAAUUGUCAAAGAAGCGAACGAGAAAUUAGAAGAAUUAGCGUCAUUGGCCGAUAGUAUUAGCGCUUCUCUUUUAGGAGAAAAAGCUGAAACCCUUGCCGAUAUGUUGGAGAGCGAAAUGAGUGCUAUGGAUAAGGCAAUUGAAGAAGCUGCAAAUCGAAUACAGGAUAUGUUGACCAGGUCACGGGCAGCAGAUUCUGGAAUAAAAUUGGAGGUGAACGAGAAAAUUUUAGAUUCUUGUACGACAUUGAUGCAAGCUAUUAGGUUAUUAGUUCAAAAAUCGAAGUUUCUGCAAGCAGAAAUUAUCGGUCAAGGGCGGGGGACGGCAAGUGCAAAAGAAUUUUAUAAAAGAAACCAUCAAUGGACUGACGGGUUUAUUUCGGCGGCCAAAGCGGUUGCAGUAGCAGCUAAACUUUUAUUGGCCGCUGCUGACAAAGUAGUUAUCAGUAACGGUAAACUGGAACAAUUGGUAGUGGCUGCUCAAGAAAUAGCUGCUUCUACAGCUCAACUAGUUGUAGCCAGUCGCGUAAAGGCUGAUAGAAAUAGUAAUAAUUUACAACAGUUGACGCAGGCGUCUAAAGGAGUUACCACGGCGACGGGUGCAGUUGUCGCCACUGUUAAAGAUUGUAGCGAACUUAUAGAUGAAACUGAGGAACUUGACGUUACGAAUUUGACCCUUCAUCAGGCCAAGAGACUAGAAAUGGAUUCCCAAGUACGAGUUCUAGAGCUAGAAAAAGAAUUGGAGCAGGAACGAUACAGGCUAGCGAAGCUUAGGAAACACCAUUAUCAAUUGGCAGGAGAAAAUGAGACUUGAAUCGUUAAAUGUUGAUAUAUAUAUUAAAGACAUACCUGCACGUUAUCUAACUAUUUAUUAACAUAGAUCAUAAGUAAAAUGGUAAGAAAGAAAAUUCCGUUGUCUAUAUAUGACGAGUUUUUCUCUCAACAGUUGUUGGUGUUGAUAUAUACAAUUGUAGUUUAUAUAAAUUCAUUUUACCAUUAAUAUAUUUUAUAUGUUUGUAUUCAUUGGAUUUAUAAUGUAAUAUUUACACUAUUAAAUAUUAAAUUAUUGUAUUAAAUUAAUUAAA